This is a messenger RNA of Epinephelus moara (kelp grouper), 1652 nucleotides long. RefSeq lists its product as uncharacterized. The transcript has 7 exons. The record is from RefSeq and is a predicted model, not a curated record. The coding region runs from base 273 to 737 and encodes 154 amino acids. Lineage: Eukaryota; Metazoa; Chordata; Actinopteri; Perciformes; Serranidae.
GUUGUCUAAUUCUAAUAAUUAAAAGACUCGUUCCCUUACCGCUCUUAUGUGCGUGUAUUGUUUGCAUUCUACUCUUCGUCUUCUCCGUUGUCUUUUUCCUCUUCUUCUUCGGCGAAUAAUACACACACAGACCAACUUCCGGUAUGGACUUCCGGUAUGGAUUGGAUAUAUGGCGGCGCCCAUGUCCGCCAUCAUGUCUGCAUCUGGGUCCCUCUCCAGUCAGCCGUCUCAAGAAGGAGGAGGACAGUCGUCGUUAAAAUGAGCCAAAGGAAAUGGAGCAGCGUUUGGAUGCACUUUUCCCUCGAGACAGACAAGCUUCUUCAGCGGCAGCAUCAGUGACCGCACCUGCACUGGCAUCCAAAGCAGCCACAGCAGGUAAUGAUGGCAGAGGUGGCCGUCAGCAGGUGGAUGAGGCGAAGGGGAGGCAGAAGGAGGAGAGACCCGCGGCCGCCACAUUAUGUGAAGACGGCACAGUCGGUGCGACUGGAGGGGAAUUUGAGCUUCAGGUUGCCAUGUUUGAGGAAGUAUUAUGUGUUGCUGUGCUGUUUAUUGAUGUGGAUCCCAUCAUACGUUCAUUGUUCAGGAGGUUCACUAGACCAAGCAGCCUUUUGGGUUCCUCUAAAGUUUCCUCACCAAUAAGAAUCCCAUUGUCUCCACCCUGGCUGUCACCAAUGCACCUGUCCACCCUUUAUCCCAAGAAGAAUGGACUACAGUGCAGGAGAUGUGCACCAUCUUGAAGCCAUUUGAAGAGGUCACUGUUGAACUCAGUGCACAAAGCUACAUGACUGCCUCCAAGGUGAUACUGCUGGCCAAGGGGCUGCAGAGAGCCACGACACAGGCAGCAAAAGACAUGGUCAACUCUCUUUGUUCAAACAUGUCAGCUAGAUUCCAUAGAAUGGAAUCCACCCACAUCCUUGCAGAUGCUGCUGCGCUUGACCCGAGAUUUAAAACGAUGGCAUUCAUGGAUGGCAGAACUGCAGACGAGACUUUCCAAAGAAUAUCAACUGCAGCAGCAAGACUCACUCUAAGCAGCAGCGAACCCAUCCAGCAACCGGUCCAAGAGGAAGGAGCAGGCAGUGCUGCACCAGAAUCAAUCGUUUGGAGCUAUUUCCAUGAGAAAGUAAAGGAAGCUGGAACAGUGUCAACCAGGAAUCCCACAGCAGACGCCGUCAUGGAGGUGCGGGCUUACCUAGAGGAGCCCCUUGUUCCAAAAAACGAAGUUGAGUCAAAUAUGGAGUGUGGACUGGUGGCUGGAGAGGUGUCAGUUCACCUCCUGGGCACUGCCGAGGUGCCCCUGAGCAAGGCACCGAACCCCCCAACCGCUCAGGGCGCCUGACCAAGGUAGCCCCCUCACUCUGACAUCUCUCCACUUUGUGCAUGUAUAGGUCCUGUUUGUGCAUGUAUGUGUCUAUCGGACCUGUGUGUAAUUGACAGCAAGAGUGAAAAAAUUGAAUUGAAUUUCCCCUCGGGGAUUAAUAAAAUAUAAAGUAUAUAUAUACACAGCGGUGUGAAAAAGUGUUUGCCCCCUUCCUGAUUUCUUACUUUUUUGCAUGUUUUCCGCACUUAAAUGUUUCAGAUCAUCAAACAAAUUUAAACAUUAGUCAAAGAUAACACAAGUAAACACAAAAUGCAGUUUUUAAAUAAAGGGUUUU